AUGGAAGGCAAUUCUCCGCGGGUAUUCCGCCAUGGAGCCCGGGCCCCGCUCUACGAAUUCUCGAGCAACGAAUCGACCGAAUUCUAUUUUAGGGGAGUCGGACAACUGAGUGAUCUCGGCCUGGUCCAAGGGAUGCAACUUGGCGAGCUGUUCAACAACCGCUACGUGCGCACCGGCUUCUUGCACCACGGCAUGAAGCCGAGCGAGGUCUAUUUCCGGUCUUCCCCAAAGGAGCGCUGCCUGAUGACGGCCCAGGAGGUUGGCCGUGGUAUGUUCCGCCGUGACAUCGCCGUCCCGGUUUUCACCUUUCCGACAAGAGAGGAGGAUGUGAUGCUGUACCCACGGAUGGAAUGCCCGCAUCAGACUUCGAGAAAUAAGGAGAUUUUUGGCGCGGAUACGUUCGAAGAAGCGUUCGACCGGAUCCGUGACGUGUACGCGCCGUCGAGAACUGAGGAUAAGGGAUAUUUGGAGGCUGUGAAAAUUGAGAAAUUCGAAGGGCUGCCCGUUCCGGAAUGGGCAAAUACAAAGCAGGGGUUGAAGGAGUUGGAGGAUACUUUUUAUGAGUACCUGACAUUCAUCUGCGGAACCGGAAGGCUACCGGAUCCAGAAACGAUCCAGACCAAAUCCGGCCUCCUCCUCCACACCAUCCAUCUGGAGCUCCAACGAUCCUGGAGCUGCCAUACAGUACACCGUUUCCUUGCGUACAGUACGCACGAUACCGUGGUUCUCCCACUCGCCGAAUCGCUGGGCCUCAUCCCUGCAUUCAAAGGCCACCUCCCUCAUUACGCCACCGGCUUCAUCUUUGAGCUGUGGAAUCGGGAUGGAGAACCAUUUGUUAAGGUCUUCUACCGUUUCUCACCGAGCAGCCACGAGGUGACCGAGCUUACUGGCGAGGUCAGGAAUUGCGCGGAUGAGCGCUGCACCUUGGACCAAUUUGUCAAUUGCUGCGACGAGUUCAAGACGGACGACCCGUUGGUGGUUUGUGGGAUGAAGAAAGGUUUUUGCUGGAAAUCCUUCUUCCUCUGGACUCUCCUCAUGGCCACCAUCCUCCUCCUGACCCUCGUCAUUGCCCUCCUCUUCCAUGUUCAUCAACAGCGCAAGAAG
This is a messenger RNA of Mesorhabditis spiculigera, 1104 nucleotides long. The record is from the annotation of a GenBank genome assembly. Lineage: Eukaryota; Metazoa; Nematoda; Chromadorea; Rhabditida; Rhabditidae.